Haliotis rufescens (red abalone) is the source of this 7725-nucleotide messenger RNA. RefSeq names its product glucose-fructose oxidoreductase domain-containing protein 1-like. The coding region runs from base 767 to 1954 and encodes 395 amino acids. Gene Ontology annotation, molecular function: nucleotide binding. The transcript has a single exon. Lineage: Eukaryota; Metazoa; Mollusca; Gastropoda; Lepetellida; Haliotidae. The record is from RefSeq and is a predicted model, not a curated record.
UCUGCAUUUUUUGGCAAAUGAUAUGGUUUUACAAUUACGACAACAAAGUUUGCCGUCAAUCGAAAUGUUUAAAAAUACUAGUGCUACAACUAAUGAUAUCUGUAACAAGGUAUACGUAUGCAGCAAUAUUACUGCAUAAAUUUACAGACUCACUAUCGUUAGGAUUAUGCCUGUUUCAAAAGUAAUACCACCAUAUUUUAGGCAUGGAUUUGAAAUGCAAACUGAACUUUAAAGUAAAAACAAAGAUUUCCACAGAUACGUUUGCUGGAAUAUGUGGUAGCCAUAAUAGUUUCAGGACGCAAAACAAUAUUUUGAGAGCAGUUUUGACACUGUUGAUCGUCUGCAAGAAAGCUUUCAAAGGAUUACGUGCAGCUUCUUCAUCAUGUAAUAUGUAGUGCCCAUCUCUUUUAUGAAAGUUUACAUCACCCCAUUAUGAAGAACGGCUUCUGAAAACGAUGUUACGGAGGGAAAACCUGAUAAACAUUCGUCAUGUUUCGCAUCCUUAACUGCUGAGGCUCGUGACGAACUGUCAAUCGCUCACGUUUCUGUUUGCGAUGUCACAAGAAGCAGAAGGAUAUCUCACAAGAUUACAUGUACAGGAUCAGUAUUCUUCAUAAACGGGUUGAUUCUUCCAAAGAAAAUGACAUCACAGUGACAUAUGAUGGCUAUGACCACCACACCUACAAAUAGCAUCCUCCUAGUAGCUAGCAAAUGAUAUUUUCAACUUUCUGUAUUACACAGUGUUAAAUAUUCAAGCCAUUGCGAGAUGAGAAAAAUGCUUCCGGGUGUCGGAGUGUUUGGAACCACAGCAGUGAUCAAAUGUGUUGUGCCCAUCCUUAAGAUAUGUGGCUUCAAUGUUGUCGCGCUGUGGGGAUGUACUGUGGAAGAAGCAGACUGCUUAGCCAAGGAACUGGGAAUUCCACACAGCACUAAUAAAGUCGACGAGGUUCUUCUCGACAAAGAUGUUGAUCUGGUUGUCAUCAGUUGUUCACCACAUCUCCAGGCUCCAAUUGUUGUGAAAGCUCUAAGAAUUGGGAAGCAUGUUUUGUGUGGAUCACCAUUUGGACCCAGUGAAAGGGAAGCCCUUCAUAUGGUCAAUGCUGCUCGGUACUAUCCUCGACUGAUGUCACUAAUGUGUCAUGGAUUACGAUUUUUACCAAUUGUGUCCAAAAUGAAAACUUAUAUAGAAGAGGGAUACGUUGGCGAUGUGACAAUAUGCGAAGUAAAGGUGCAUUAUGGGGCAUAUCCAAGGGAGAAGUUUGAUUGGAUGUGUGAUGAACUAAUGGGAGGUGGCGUUCUCAAUGCAAUGGGAAGCAAUAUUAUUGAUAUUGUCACUUUCCUCACCUCACAGAAAGCAUUACGUGUGCAUGGAAUGCUGAAGACAUACACAAAACAAACUGAGAAAAUUAAAGGUAUAAGAGAAAUUACGAGUGAUGAUUUUUGCACAUUUCAAAUGGAAAUGGAAAAAGGUGCCAGCACAACAGUAACUGUUAACUCUCACAUGCCAGGCCAAUUUACUCAAGAGAUAAUAGUUAUUGGAACAAAGGGAAGACUGGUUGCAAGAGGUGCAGACCUUUUUGGACAAAAGCAUGACAAACUGAAGGAAGAUCUUUUACAUUUUGAUCAUGGCAAUAUCAAAGAAGACAAAAAGUUUGGUAUUUCUGACCAAGCAAGGAAAGAGAUACCCAUUCCUUAUCUGAAAGGAAUGAUUCGCAUGAUCGAAGGGGUUAAAGAUGCUUUUGGCCGGGAAGAAGAACGACAGAGCUGGUGCACGGAACCUCUGCAGCUUGCAGCAACAUUUGAAGAUUCUUUCUACGUGCAGACAGUUGUUGACGCAGUCCGGCGCUCCAGCAAACUGAAGGAAUGGGUGAAAGUGGUCCUGAUGACUGAAGACCCUGAGCCGAACCCCUAUCUCUCUGCUGCAAUGAGAAGGAGCACUUUCUCACUGCAAUAAGUACACAUGAUUUACAACAAACACAGAUGAAUCUCUUAUCUUCUGAACCAAAAGGAAUAUUGGAAUUAUUACACAAUUAAGAAGACAUGUUUUGUGCUAGAUCUCAAGUAUAAAUGUUUUGUGUCUUCUGUCAAGGGCUGAAACUGUAUUUUUAUGUAAAAAAAUGUUCUUUCUGAUAUUACAGAUAAUUUAUUCAGCUUUGGAAUUUAAUACUAGCUCAUUAAGAGGGCAAGUAUGAUGGCUACUUAACAAACACAGAAAUCUGUGGUUUUAGUCCAGUAUGACAAGUAUUUUCGUGGAUGAUUUUCUCAAUUCAUUCCAUAUAGCUUACGAUUCAUCACACACUGUAUCGAGUGAUAACUUGUCACAAGUCAUUUGAAACCUAGUGAACAAUUUUUGUUAAGUUUUUGCUACAUAUUCACAUGGUUUUCAUGUGCAAAGGACCUUAUGCCACUUCAUCCAUAAUCACUGACUACUGAAUACCCUUGUAAAAAUAUUCUUGAUUUCUUUCAGCAGCAUUAACAAAAAUGAAUUUUUUUUAUGAAUGUUAACAUUAUACUUUGCCAUCACAGCCGUAGAAACUAACAUUUUUAGUCGACUACUCCUUAUAAUGAUAACAUAUAGCAUAACCCUUAAAAAUGGCAAAUUUCUAUAGUCCUUGUGAUACCUUACCUACCUUACUGCUUACCUAUUGACCAGUUUGGCAAGGACUUCAGGACUGGUGCCAAUAUCUAACGCUGCAACAUGACAAAGAUAUUUAAAGAAAUGUUUGAUGGGGAAAAUGAAUGUCUUACCUCAUUCAUUUCUUCCCUGAUUAGCUUUAUGAAUCAAACAAACCAUGUUUUCUUCAUUUUGACAUGCAUAUUUAAUAAUAAUGACAAGGUGUCCAUGUUAUCAACCUGGUGUCUGUAAUUCCUAAAUAUCAGAAAAGAUUUUUUCUUUUGUUUAUCAUGUUUAUAUUUUUCAGUAUUUAUCAUCUAAGAUGAAGUGCUAAUAGUUUGGUUUUCAUCAGGAACAACUUCAUGACAAAAUAGGGCAUUAUCACCAAUAUGUAAGAAAACUUAGUCUGUUGAGAAGGAUUUCUCAAUCAUGCACGAAUCGGUAUCAAAGUAAACAGAACGGACCGGGCGUGUGUUGCAUUAUUUCACUGAACAAUGUCCCUGAUUCGUGUUGUUGUCUACUGGUUUCUGUGUGUUUAUGAAUUAAUAAGCAGUCUGUGAAGUUAUUGUUGGUAUAUUUAUUUAUAAGAAAUAUCUUCAAUAUGUUUUUGCGUUCAUGGUGUUACUAACUUAUAAACUGGUGUGCACACUUUAAGUAAAUCUUCACAGUGUGUACACUACAUUUUAUGUUAACUCCUCCGUAACUUGAAAACAUACUGAAGUCAAUUCUUAAGUGGUUUUAAUGUGUUGACAUUUAUUUUCUUUUUAAAUUGAAACUUGAAUACACUGAGUUCAAAUAUCUUAACUUAAAAGUUUUGAAAAAGUCACAGAUUGUUCAAUGAAUAGAUGAUUUGGUGCUCUUUUUCGAUUCAUUUUUAAUUUGACUAAUUAUUUUUAUGUUUCCAAAUUGUAUGGGAUUAAUGUAUGGGUACACAGUAAGAACAUGUGGAAUAUUAUGGAUUAGAAAUCUCAUCUCAUUCCAGAAUCUGGUAUUUUGAAAUACUGUCAUCAUAAUACUCCUGGUGAUUUCUUCAUUUGAAUACAAUAUCUUUUAUUGCAAUGCUCAGUGUAUGAUUGCCGAAGAGAGACAAUGUUGUUUAAGACCCAGAAAGUGACAUGAUUGAUAAUUUGACAACUAGAAGAUCUCUAUAAUGUUACUCUCAAGAAUCAGGCAUAUAUGACAAUGUGUAAUAGGUCCACAUAUUCUGAGGUCAUAAUACUAGGGGUGAAACAAUACAUCGGUGCGCUGGUGCAUCGUGAGUCUUCAGGUCACAAUACAAAACACAAAACAUAUUUUUCUGUAUCGAUACGAGGCGACACACUUGCUAAAAUGUAUUACUUACCACUUGUUUAAUUAAAUUCACUACUUAAAAUAGCUGAUACAAACAUGUAUCUACAGCUAGCUUUUCCUUUGGAACCUGCUCUGAAAUAUUUUUGGUCAAGAAGUUUCCACUUGAUUUCACGUAAAUAUGCAUAUCGUGUUUAAUUAAUUUCACUACUUAAAAUAGCUGAUACAAACAUGUAUCUACAGCUAGUUUUUCCUUUGGAACCUGCUCUGAAAUAUUUGUGGUCAAGAAGUUUCCACUUGAUUUCACGUAAAUAUGCGUAUCGCAAUACAUAUUGUAUUGUGACCUAGGUAUCGUGAUAUGUAUCGUAUCGUGACCUUGCUGUAUCGUUUCACUCCUACAUAAUACCCCAAUAAAUGUUCAGGGCAUGUUUUUGUGAUGUUGCAUCAUCAUGGUUAUUGGAGUUACCUCCCCUGCGCAAGAAUGUAGACGUAUUUCCCAAUCUCAUUAAAAUCAGAUCUUAGUUCCCGCUACCACAAAACAAAGAUCUGAGGACAUCCCAUUACAGGUCACGUCAGGACGACCUUUCGCAAACUUUGACCCACCAAUGAAAUGACUAACAAGAAAUCGACAGCAGCCAAUCAGAAAGCAGCUUUUUCAAUCUGGCAGCUAUGCUUUGAAAAAUAUUUUGACAAAUUCUCAAUUCAAAAUUUGAGAACUAGAUUAUGGCAGUACUUUCCAUGGGCAAUACAAAGUCUCUUCCCUCUAUAUGUUUACCCUAUUGAAGCGAGAGAUAGACGAUGAUUUUGACAGAUUCAGUCGUAAAGCCCAUAACUGUCAUUCAGAAUACCCUGUGUUAUCCUUUUUUUGAAGUUGUAAGAUUAGAAAAUGCAAUCUGAAUGUCACUUUCCUGAACUCGUAAAAGAUGCUCUGAUUGGGACCCGAAGUGGGUUAUCCUCAGUUCUUUGUUUAGAGGUACGAGAACUAAGAUCUGCGUUUAAUGAGAUUGAUUUGUGAUGUGCCGAUUAUCAAAGGCUAUAAGUGAGCAGUUCGAAAGUUUCAUGUUGGAUUUUGAUUUAAAUGCCUUAGUUUAGGGUUGAGUUAACAGGGCUGUAAGUUUUCCAUCUUACAAUAUCAACUUUUCAGGAGAUGUACAGUUCAAAAGCUCUCAGGGACGAGAGUUAUCUGCGGAGCCAUGGUAUUCCACAGAAUUCGUUACAUCAGGGGUCUUUACUAUAAUACAUGCCAUUACAGUAUAUGCAACAAGUCAUAUAGUCCCCCAUUUAGGUUUUUUGGAAAAAAUGGAUUAAUUCUUAUCCCUGAGCUCUAAUCAUCAUAUUUUUACUUUGAAAAUAAACAGCAUCACUCUCAUAGGUAAAAUGAAAGCAACUGCAAGAAAGGUAGUUCCAGUUCAAAAACCUUCUUUGAUGUAUUGCUAACAUUUUUGUAUGUUAACAUACCAUGACUUGUACAUUUUUCUUUCUGAAAAUGUCAAAACUUUACAUUAUUAUUUAAGAGGGUGUUUUUUUAGAUAAAUGUAUAUUCAGUUUUUUGUCCGACAUUAAAACUUGAACUGCUCAUUUAGGGGGAUAUUUAAUAAUGCAUUGAACAUGACAUCCACACAAUUACUGAAAGACGUUGUCUAUUCCACUAACUGCAGCAUAUAUCUGGCAUGUCUAUAGUCUGACAAUCAGUGGUAACUAUCAGUACUUGUUAAAGGCUCUAGUUUUCAAACUGACAGAUCACCAUCUUGUUACCUGUACAAGUCACUGGACCGGCUGGUUUGGAUAUCAUUAUGUCAUGUUUAUUGUGACAUCGCUUUUUUGUCACAUUAUGAAUGAUCCUGUGCAUGCUUGGAGUUGCCAUACUCGAUGUCCAAUGGAGGUCACAAGAUGAUACGAACUGUCACACAGAAAUAUGUCAUUGAAAAUAUGUCUUUGUAGCUUGUGGACUCUUACAGUGAUAAAUUUGUUACAUGGGUCACAAGUAGGGUGUGCAGGAUCUUACGAGCGGAACGUUCUUGCACAAGCUCAUUCAGCUGGUAAAAACCCACACUUCUCAUUAGUGACACUUGCAAUUCAUAAUGUUAACAGUGGCAGCCUGACCAGUCUGAAUAUGAAGAUUAUUAGCUGAGUGUUUCGGUCACAUAAUCAGGAACCAAAAUUCUAUUAUGUAAACCUUACAUGAUCAUGAUUGUACACAUGGGUAAUAAUCUCUUUUUUAUGCUGUGAUGUUGCGUAAGGAUAUUCUCGUGGUAUUUGUUCAAGGUUUGAUCUUGUUGGUAUGACAUUCUACUGGAGCAUUACCAGACUUCGAAACAUCUUCAGGACAUUUUUGACGACAAUCAGUCACUGUCCAGGAAAAUGAACCGAUCUGAAACUCUGUUACGUAAUGUCAUUCUUAUGCAACCUUUAAAACAUAAUUUCUUUAGCUGAUGAGCUGAAGUAAGCAUAAAAUCCACACAUGAAUGUAGUGCUGGAGUGAACAGCUCCAUUUAUGAAAUAGUGCCAAAGGAUCUGUAGCUGUUUGUUUCCGGACACACAAGCAUUAUAGAAAAGUCUGUCUAAACUUAUUGGGAAUGUUAGGCAGUUGUUGAUUGAGAAAGCAGACAUAACCUAGAUCUACGGAGUUUAUUAAAGGUAGUUCCUUAGAGGUGACCUCAUGUAUAUUUUCACUGGAUUUGUCCGGAUUAUGUUUCUAGGUUUGUCCAGUGCUCGUGGGUUUCACCAAAAUGGUAAAUUGGGCUGAAAAUGAAGAUAGGGCAGCGAAUGGUUCUUGGGUAUUUACAAGUCAGAAGGGAUAUAUGUCAAACCUUACUAGUCUAUGUGAGGAUAUCAUACUGGUGGCUUUACUGGACACUCCACAUAGUUUAUAAUGAUAUGAAGUUCUUAUCAAUGAAGAAUAACACAAUAAUAUUUCAAGGCGACAGGGAAUUGUUUCUUUUCAUUAUUUCUCUAGUUUUAUUGAAAAGACAUUUUGAUUUUAUCAUUCAAAUUUUGAAGAAGAAAACUAUCGCGUAAUAUUUUGCGGUUCUUUGCUAAAUGCAGGGGGUGCUCUUGUAACAUUCCAAUGAAGGUAGUCGGAUCAGCUGCAGUUAGAAAUUUCCAAGUGCCUUUUGUUCUCAGACUCAUAAUAAUCUCUGCAUCAAGAUCUGAGGACACCUCUAGAAGGUCGUGUUGGGUGAAAUGUCUGGUCAGCCAAUCAGCAUCAAGGCAUCUAUAUUCUCAAAAUGUGUGAGAAGCAUUUAGACCAUUUCUGAUUUCUGUAUUUUGAAAAUGAAGUCAAUCAGCCAGUCCCAAAUGUAAACUUUUAUAUUGUGCCAUUAUAUUGUUAUGAAUAUUUUAAUACACCCUGUCAUUUUUGCAAUCUCUGGCAUCUAUACCCAAAAGAAAGACCCAUCCAAGGAGUAUUUGUGUGCUGUGUGAGUACUGAGUAGUGUUAAAAUAAAAAUUCUUGAAAUUCAAAGUAGUAAAGAAUCAAAGACGAAUUGUUUUAGGAAGCUAACAUCUGAUUGGCUCAAGAACCCACUGAUCCUUCAUUUUUUUAGAUAGUCAAAGUUCACUCAGGUUUCACCUGACACAACCUUCUUUGGAGGUGUCAUGCAGAUAGGUUUCGUAUUGGAAUAGUAAUCUGCUUCUAAUGAGAUUGCUAAAAUGUAUGAUUAAUAUAAUGAGAGACUCUUCAAUAAGAACCCCUCCCUCCCUUGUGGCAUGCUGGUCAGUAAUAGUUAUGUUUAUCUCUGUGUUUAUGUAAUGGCAAGGUUCUGCAGGUGAGGGCAAGGUUCUGCGGGUGGGGGCAAGGUUCUGCAGGUGGGGGUUCUGCAGAU